Molecule: messenger RNA, 1697 nt
Organism: Andrographis paniculata
Lineage: Eukaryota; Viridiplantae; Streptophyta; Magnoliopsida; Lamiales; Acanthaceae
Product: protein arginine N-methyltransferase 1.1-like
Exons: 9
Coding region: 112-1260 (382 amino acids)
Biological process (GO): peptidyl-arginine methylation
Cellular component (GO): nucleus
Molecular function (GO): protein-arginine N-methyltransferase activity
Source: RefSeq, a predicted model, not a curated record
ACAUAUAAACCCUACCUCCAUUUCCAGCCUGACACCCGCUCCGCUCCCCGCUCUUUCUAAAACCCUAACCCUAGCCCCAUCCCUCGGAUUCCAGAUUCCCGAAGGGUUACCAUGGAUUCUUCAAGCAACCCCGACAGAAUUGACGCCCAAAACUUGCCCAAUCAACCAUCGAAAAUCAGAUUUUCAUAUGACGACGAUGAAGAAGCGGCAACCGAGAGCUCCAAUGUGGAGGAAGAUGCUGCCAUGUGUGAGCCUGAGGAGUCCUUUGCUGCUGGCGAUGAUAAGACAAGUGCGGAUUAUUACUUCGAUUCUUAUUCCCAUUUUGGUAUCCAUGAAGAAAUGUUGAAGGAUGUUGUCAGAACUAAGACAUACCAAAAUGUCAUUUAUAAGAGUUCCUUCCUUUUUAAGGAUAAAGUGGUUCUUGACGUGGGGGCGGGUACAGGAAUUCUUUCACUGUUUUGUGCCAAAGUUGGAGCCAAGCAUGUUUAUGCGGUUGAAUGCUCAGGCAUGGCUGAUAUGGCUCAGGAAAUUGUAAAGCGAAAUGGAUUUUCAAAUGUUAUCACAGUUCUCAAGGGAAAGAUUGAAGAGAUUGAGCUUCCAGUUGCUCGAGUUGAUGUCAUAAUUUCAGAGUGGAUGGGAUACUUUCUGGUCUAUGAAAACAUGCUAAACACUGUUCUUUAUGCAAGGAACAAGUGGCUGGUCCAAGAUGGAAUUGUGUUGCCGGAUAAAGCCUCACUUUAUUUGACAGCAAUUGAAGAUGCUGACUACAAGGAAGACAAGAUUGAAUUUUGGAAUAAUGUAUAUGGAUUUGACAUGAGUUGCAUUCGGAAGCAGUCCAUUAUGGAGCCUCUUGUUGACACUGUAGAACAGAACCAGAUUGUUACCAACUGCCAAUUACUAAAGACAAUGGACAUCUCUAAGAUGGAAGCUGGAGAUGCUUCCUUCACUGCACCUUUCAAGCUUGUGGCAGAACGUGAUGAUUAUAUUCAUGCUCUAGUUGCUUAUUUUGAUGUUUCAUUUACCAAGUGCCAUAAGUUGAUUGGCUUCUCUACAGGACCCAAGUCACGUGCCACUCACUGGAAACAAACAGUUCUGUACUUAGAAGACGUGCUUAGCAUUUGCGAGGGGGAAGCAUUGACAGGGACCUUGUCGGUGGCACCUAAUAAGAACAAUCCCCGUGAUGUGGAUAUAACUCUAAAAUAUUCACUGAAUGGGAAACAUUGCCAGGCCUCAAGAACUCAGUUUUAUAGAAUGCGCUGAUCUCGAUAUCCCUUGGUUAUAUGGUGUGGUAUUCAUGCUCGGAAAGUUCAGAGAGCUGGUUUCCUGAUUGUUGCAUGUGGCCUCCUUCCGCUAUAUAAUUUCCAUUGAACUUCUUCAGUCAUAUUUCCCGGCCAGCUACUGCUGCUGCCCCCUUCGAUGAGCUCUUGGCUUCCUGGUAAGUGAUGGCUAUCAUAUAUUUGGGUUAUUGGAUCAGUUUUUUGUUCGAUGCUAUUAUGAUAAAGUGAACACAUUUAAUCGGCACUGUACUGCCUAUGACAUUGAAUUAGAUCUACAUUUAGUGCAACUUGGUUGCUGUGUUUGUCUUGCCGGCUAAAUUGCUGCGGUUUGAGUUUCAUUUACUACCUAAAGAUCAGAAAUUUGAAUCUAUUCACACAGUUGAUUGCUCCUAUUUUUAUUUUUUAUUUUAUUUUUUGUUA